GUGAGCGCCGAGGAACAACCGACCGACGGUGAAACGAACGUGAAGCCGAAUCAAUUUUGUUGGUGUGCUGAUUUGAAAUGCGACAGUGAUAUAGCUGCCAGAGAGAAGAAACAAGAAGAGGGUGUUUCUGCAGAGUCCAGUCUACUGUGGUUGCUGGUGUAUUUCUGCUGCGAUAUAGACCCAAGACGCACAGCUUUGAGGUCCCUGCUGUGUGAAGUUAUCUAGCCUAUGUUACUUCCUGCUCUCGGGUGGCAGUGAACUAACGUGAGGAGCUAAAGAGAUGGACCAAAACAACAGUAUACCGGCCUUUCAGGGGCUGGCUUCCCCUCAGGGUGCCAUGACCCCAGUCAUGCCAAUCUUUAGUCCCAUGAUGCCGUAUGGCUCAGGCUUGACACCACAGCCCGUCCAGAACACCAACAGUUUGUCAAUACUGGAGGAACAGCAGAGGCAACAACAACAACAACAGCAGCAACAGCAACAACAGGCACAGCAGGCAAACACAGGCCUCCCUGGAACGUCGGGGCAGACCCCUCAACUUUUCCAUUCCCAGGCAGUAACAGGCACGACCACCACAGCACUGCCAGGGAAUACCCCUCUCUACAACACUCCACUGACCCCCAUGACCCCUAUCACACCAGCCACACCAGCCUCAGAGAGCUCUGGAAUUGUACCACAGCUACAAAACAUAGUAUCUACUGUAAAUCUGGGCUGUAAACUGGAUUUGAAGACCAUUGCUUUAAGAGCCAGGAAUGCAGAGUACAACCCAAAGCGUUUUGCUGCGGUCAUCAUGAGAAUACGAGAACCCAGGACCACUGCUCUCAUCUUCAGCUCAGGGAAGAUGGUCUGUACUGGAGCCAAGAGUGAGGAGCAGUCGAGGUUAGCUGCCAGAAAAUACGCUCGUGUGGUGCAGAAGCUCGGUUUUCCCGCUAAGUUCCUGGACUUCAAGAUUCAGAACAUGGUAGGAAGCUGCGAUGUGAAGUUCCCCAUUCGACUGGAGGGCUUGGUCCUCACACAUCAACAGUUUAGCAGCUAUGAACCGGAGCUGUUUCCAGGACUGAUUUACCGAAUGAUCAAACCCAGAAUCGUGCUGCUCAUCUUUGUUUCUGGGAAAGUUGUACUCACAGGUGCCAAGGUGAGAGCAGAGAUCUACGAAGCAUUUGAAAACAUCUACCCCAUUUUGAAAGGCUUCCGCAAGACAACGUAGAACCUGCAGCUCCUACUUUUACCAUCUCGCCAACCCCAACUCUUUUUACUCUGAUUUAUUUUUUUUUUAAUUCACACAAAGCGUCAUCUGUAUGUUGACCUCUACAAGUGGACUGCUAUAAGGGCUGUUUUACAGGGAUGUGAGUCAUCUCCAGUGUUCCAGACUUUUUUUUUUUUUUUACAGGAUUUUUACAGGUUUUUUUUUUUUUUUUGUUGCAGUGUUUUCAUCAUAAGUGGAGGUAUAUUUUACAACCAGACAUCUCCAUUUGUUUGGAACCUUUUCUCUGUUUUAGCUCAGUUUUUCUCGGCUUUGUCUGUUCUGAUCACGUCCCUGAUUGUACAUAGGACUGUAAAGAAAUGUAAAAAAUCAUUGAUUAGAAGAGAAGCAGUCAGACAUGGACUGUUUUUUACUUUAAAUUGUUUUAAGUAGUUUUGUACGCUGCCGUUUUAUUAAUUGUCCGCUCGGUCCCCAAGUUGUAUCAAGAUGUGUUCGAGUCUGUCAGCCCUACAUUCCUGUUGACAGUGUUUUAUUUUGUGACACUGUUUAUGCUAGACCAGUCUUCUUUUUGAGAGUUGUGUCUAAUACAUUCAAAUCAGUGGGAUAUUUGUUCACCUUAGUCCUAAUUUCAGAAAUGCUGGAAUUGAAUUUCUCUAAGUUCAACACUUUGGACGAGUCGUAGUGCAGUCCAGCCUGUGAAGGUGAAGUUGGAUGCUCUUAAAUUUGAAUUGACAGUUAAACUAAAUUGAUCCUGCUGCUAAAGUUGUCAUCAAGUUGUUGCUUGGUGCGUCAAGGUUUGUGUCACUUGGUUUGGAUCCCUGAUACAUUUGUGCUUAAUCAACCAGAACCAAAACGUGAAGAAAAGACACUGCUGGUGAGAAAGGAGACAGCUUCGUGUUUUACUCACUUAAAUUCACAUCCUGCGUCCGUCUUCCAUUCACUCGCACUAGAACACAUGAUGAUGGCAAAUUACACACGGUGCCAUGUCUAUGUAUUGUUUUAAAGUUUUCAUAUCUAUUUUUUUUGGCCAUUUAAAACUAUUUAAAAGUUUUCUUCUGAAGGGUUAUUUUUGAGCGCAGGCACGCGAAUCUGUCUUGCCUGCACACUGUUUGCUUGGUCACACCAAAAACGAGUUUAAAUUUUGGGCACUUCUUGGUGUGCUUGUGCAUCACAGGCAACUUCGACUGUUUCACCAUCUGUGUGUCUGUCUGCAACCUGGCAUCUGCAUGGACAGCAGAAUAGCAGAGGAGACGAGGGAUUGAUGCUAAACAGCAUUUAGUAUUAAUUCAUUCUUUCCUCUGUGAUUCUGAGCUCAGCAGCAGCCAAGCAGGAGACCAGGAAACUGUCACAUCUAAAUGCAGUUCUUCUGAAGAUUGUUUAUGUGCUGCACUGUGCAUUAAUAAAUGUGUACAUAUGGA
Molecule: messenger RNA, 2619 nt
Organism: Chelmon rostratus (copperband butterflyfish)
Lineage: Eukaryota; Metazoa; Chordata; Actinopteri; Chaetodontiformes; Chaetodontidae
Gene: tbp
Product: TATA box binding protein
Exons: 9
Coding region: 281-1204 (307 amino acids)
Biological process (GO): DNA-templated transcription initiation
Molecular function (GO): DNA binding; RNA polymerase II general transcription initiation factor activity
Source: RefSeq, a predicted model, not a curated record